AUGGUGUUCUUUUACGAGGCUGACCAGUGCACCGACUCAGACGGCUACCGUGGCCGAUGCCUUCAGCUAGGCAGGAGCCACGAAAAGCUUCAGCUUCUCUCUUUAGGCGAACAUGUGGUGCUUCUCACAAAACAGCAUGCUCUCAUACCAUCGAAUGACGAGACGGAGUUCAUGUCUAUGGUUACCGUAUACAAUGUAAAGGGGCAGUAUAUCGGGUUUUCAUGCUCACUUCCCUCUUUGUGCAGAUUAUUUACGCUCGAUCAAUCUUUACUGAUUCUGGGCAAAGACGGCACUUUGUCCGAAUUGACAGAGAAAAAUCUUAGCGCAAAGUUGGAUAUUCUGUUCAAGAAGAACCUCUACGAUGUUGCUGUCAUUUUAGCGAAGAGUAGCAGAGACGGUGCUGAGCAUCUGAAGUCGAUUCAUGCUAAAUAUGGUGACUACCUCUACGGAAAAGGAGACUUUGAUAAUGCAGUCAGUGAAUAUAAGGAAACGAUAGGAAUGUUAGAGCCAUCUUACGUCAUAAAGAGGUAUCUUGAUGGGUCUCGAUUACGGCAGUUAUGCGUUUAUCUGGAAGCCUUACACGACACUGACAAAUACACCUUAUAUCAUACUAACAUACUUUUGAAUUGUUAUGCACAGUUGGAGGAGAGAAAGAAGAUACAGCGGUUCUUGGAAAAAAUAGCUUUAGAUGGCAGAACAGACAUGUCUAGUAUAUUUGAAGUUCUGCGGUCUCUGAAAAUGUCAGAAGAUGCAAGUCUGCUAGCUGUAAAACUGAAUAUGCACGAUCACGUCCUCUCAAUGAUGAUAGAAGAUCUUGGACGGCAUGCCACUGCA
Molecule: messenger RNA, 834 nt
Organism: Cylicostephanus goldi
Lineage: Eukaryota; Metazoa; Nematoda; Chromadorea; Rhabditida; Strongylidae
Source: the annotation of a GenBank genome assembly